This is a messenger RNA of Bombus pyrosoma, 3774 nucleotides long. Its product is annotated as solute carrier family 2, facilitated glucose transporter member 10-like. Gene Ontology annotation, molecular function: transmembrane transporter activity. Lineage: Eukaryota; Metazoa; Arthropoda; Insecta; Hymenoptera; Apidae. Gene Ontology annotation, biological process: transmembrane transport. The coding region runs from base 960 to 2678 and encodes 572 amino acids. Gene Ontology annotation, cellular component: membrane. The transcript is spliced from 5 exons. The record is from RefSeq and is a predicted model, not a curated record.
GAAUAUAGAUUUCACGAGCGAUCUCCAUAUACCCCUGAUCGAGGAUCGAGAAAGUUUUCAAAUUGAACCAUAUUACACACCUACGGAGCGCAUAUCUCCGCCUUGGCAUAAAUUAUAUGAAAUAUUAGUGGUUCAUAGCAUGUAACAAAUAAUGUAGCUAUUCAUUGAUAAAAGAGCAUAUAUGGUAACAUUUGAAGGGGGGAUUCGCGACAAAGUGAAUCUUGACUUUCCAAAAUAUACUUUGAACAGCUCGAGUCCGAUAGACAACUAGCAGCAUCGCUCGUACAGCGCGCGAUGUGCACCAAGGGUGGAGCCACACGUAAAGACACAAAUAGCGACAUCCACAAGAAAAUUCAAGAACUCAAAUCACUCAUGGACUUUAUUCUAUCACAGAUUCUUAACAAUUCUUUCAUUUUAUCAUUCUUCUCACUUUCUAUAUAAAUAUCUCGAUAAUUUCAAGCGAAAACAAAUGGAAAUUUUCUCUCGAUUCUAUAUAUCUGUUCGUAUUUACCUUUCUUUAGUAAGGCUGUGUCUCGCUUUUGCGCAUAGCUGAAUCUUCUUGUUUCGAACAUCUUGUAAGAUGGCGCUCCAUAUCUAAACGUCAUGAGAACUGUCAAUUCUUGCAUCUACAAAUCCAAACUGCAAAUGUCAAAUCAACGAAAGUAAACAGUAACAUUUUUUUCUACUUUCGUUUUCUGCAAACGGUAAGUAUCGUAUUAAAAUUAUGUUACUUAGUAUGCUGUCGAUCGCGUGAAUACAUGUAAAUGUUCCUGAAAAAUUGGAACUUGGAUUUUCUUACAAAUUUACAUUUAUUCGAAGAUUGCCAUCAAUAUCAGCAACAUUGAUUGUAAUUAAUUUAUUCCUUUAAAUUGAUAAAGAUAAAGUUCAUGUUUUAGGAUGUAGAAGUAAUCUCCUUAAUGUGAUUUUUAUGUACUUAAUACUACAUAUAUUGAAGAAAAAUGUCAGACGAAGAAGAUACUACAAUACUGUUAAACACUGCAAAUAAAACUACCGAAACAUCUAUAAGUAAAGUCCCAAAUGAUUAUCAAUGUUUACCACCAAAAAAUUUAAGGAAACCACUUCCCAAACCAAACGACAACUUAACACCAUUGACAUCAGGAAAUAAAAAUAUUUUUGUUUCCAUGGUAGCAAUUUUUGCAGGUAUUGCUUUUGGAAGUGAUAUGGGUAUAGCAAAACCUAUAGCACCUUUGAUCAAACAUGAAUUCAAUUUGAAUUGCUUUGAAAAGGAUUUUGUUAUUAGUAUUUGGUUCGUUGGAGCUCUUGUUGGUGGUUUAACGGGUGGUUUCUUAAUCGAUUCAUUUGGUCGACGUUGGGCAAUGAUAUCGACGCUCGUUUUUCUAACUUUUGGCGCCACAUUAUCAGCUUUGGCAAAUCAUUAUAUCUUGUUACUUGUCGCUCGGAUAAUUUGCGGAUAUUCUGGAUCUGUUUCAGCAAUAGCUCACUGCAUAUAUAUGGCAGAAGUAUCCGAGCCAAAUAAACGCGGAUAUAAUAUAAUGUUAUAUCACUUGGGCACAGCUACUGGAUUCUUGGUUUCAGUCAUUGCUGCUGCUAUAAAAAAUAUAGACUAUCAGUGGCGAUUUUCCAUUGGUAUAACAGCUGUUCCUGCUUUAGCUGCAUGUAUAAUAACCAUUAUAUUUCUUCAACGAUCUCCCCCAUUCUUACUUUAUAAAAGAAUGGCAAACGUUUCGAAAACAUCGUACAAAAAAGCUUGGUAUACGAUUUUUGAGACUUUAACGAUCAUGGCUUUCUUACUGAUAUUGCAACAAGGUACCGGAAAACGACAAGUUUUGCAUUAUGCACCAAGAUUGUUUGCAUUAUUAGGCAUUUGCUCUAAUGUUGCAGAAGUCACAGCUUUAAUAUCCCUUGGCAUCGUAAAGGUAUUUAGUACGAUGUUAUCUCUGGUUAUAGUAGAAAGAUGUGGACGUCGAACAGCUCUAAUUACAUCGGCAACUAUUUGUAUGACAACAAUAUCAUUAUUAUCUUUACUUGCUACGAUAGACAGGGGCGACGACAAUUUAGAUGUUGUAAAUAACCAUUGCAAGAAUCAUCAUAACGAAGAAGUUAAAAUUCAUUCGAUUUUACCUACUGGAUCACCACCACCGUUUCCUUUAUUGCCGACUCCAUUAGCUAUAGUCCCACCCAGCCCGGAAACCUGGACGCAAAUUAAAGCAUCUUGCGAAACACAGAAUAUUGCUGUUUCUGAAGGUCUAACAGGUGGUUUACGUAUUUUAGCAGUAAUAACAUUACUUGUAUAUGAAGCAGCAUAUGCCUUAGGGCUUGGACCAGUACCACUUUUAAAUCUUACAGAAGUUUUCCCUGCAGCUAUACGGGGGAAAUGUAUUAGUUUCGUUUCUAUUGUAAUAUGGAUAACACAUAUUAUUGCCACGGAAUCCGUCAGUGCUAUGACCAGAUCAUUGACAUUAGCCGGAUCCUAUUUGUUUUAUAGUUUCAUGUGCCUCGUUACAAUAUUUUACGUUUUUUUAUUCAUUCCCGAAACAAAAGGUAAGUCUCUACAUCAGGUUGCACAAGAAUUACGGAAAAUUUCUCUCGGAACACGUAUAUAUAAUAAUUUACGUAGUUUACCGCUCAUUUGUCAUAUUCAAUGGAUUAGAAAAUAUGAUGAAAACGCGAGUAACGGGCAAAGCACCCUAAUUUGAAAAUAAAAUUCCGACUAUCAAAGUAUUGGAUUAUCUUAAAAGUUUCCCGUAGUUUAUCAGGUUCAAGAUCAUUUGUAGGUCACAGAGAGUCAAUAAACUUGUUUUAUAAUUGCUGUUUUACAAUUGUUCGUUUCAAAGUCUUUUCAAAGUCAUUUCAACGAGAUUUCAGUAACAUUAUGGUCAUUCAAAGUGAACAGUUUAGAAACUACAGCAAGUUUCAGGAUAAUCCAAUAAUCACAUGUAAUCCCUAUGUGUCUACGAAAGUAUUUCAAAUACUAUUAACUUCAUCUCGUUUUGCAAAGUCGUAACUCUUCUAUAAAGUAUUGUGUUCAACAAAUAUUGCAUAAAAGUAACACACACGUAUUUCAAUAAAAUUUUCUUAACUACAGAUUAUUACAGAACAUAUCACACAAACGUAAUAAAGAAUAUCGAAAUAUGUAAAACAUUUUCGAUGCGAAAGACUGACUAGUUUUUGAAUUUCAACUGUUCAUCUUUCCUCAAUUUAUUAAGCAAAAGAUUACCUAAGUAAUAAUUUUUUUCAUUAUUUAUAUAUGUUUUAUGUAUUUUAUUAUAAUUUUUAAUGUUAUUCAAUGACACUUUUUAUAAUACUCACUUCUAUGAAAAGUUUAAUUGAGAAGGUGUGAUUAGUAAUCAAGUAUUAGACUAGAUAUGUUGAGAAUUAGAUAUUUUAUAGUGUAACAACAGAUCAAAUUAUGUUUAGAAAUGCGUACCUUAGAAAUUUCAAUAAGGAAAUGUAUAUGUUAUAUAAUAUAUACCACCUCAUAUUAAGAAUAGUCACCUUUUUUAUUAUACGUAUCGCUACGCAUAUAGAAUUCUUCAAAUAUCAAUUUUAUGAUGUUCAUUUGGGUGUUCAUUGCGAUUUCUCUACGUAUAACAGUAACGUGUAAUGUUCUUCGGUGCCAUUUAAAAUAAAUAUCACUAUGUAAAAAAUCUUUUAUUAUACAUAACAUUGCUGUAUAUAAAAAUAAUUUUCAUAUGUAUAAUUAUUGCAGAUUUACAAUAUUGUAAAAUGUAAUAUUGUACUUAGCAAUGAUACAGUUGGUUUACGUACUUAAUAAAAUGUAUAGAAAAUAUA